AUGCAUGAAAUACUUCUAGAAACUCAUAUUUUAUCCGCUUUUUGCAUUUGUGCACCAGGUAUCAUGGGGAAAGAAAAAUUAGCGUUUGCAAAAGAGCUCACUGAAACGCUGCGAAUGUUCCGCGAACAAAUGGUGGCGUCGGCAGAAAUCCAGCAACAGCAGAUGGCUGAGAAUCGGCGGCUACACGAAGAAAUAGCGGCACGAGCUGCAGCUGGAUCCGAGACGGAGACUCUUGAGAACGUGACUGUGCAGACACCCUGA
Caenorhabditis remanei is the source of this 261-nucleotide messenger RNA. RefSeq lists its product as uncharacterized. Bases 1 to 261 code for a protein of 86 amino acids. The transcript has 2 exons. The record is from RefSeq and is a predicted model, not a curated record. Lineage: Eukaryota; Metazoa; Nematoda; Chromadorea; Rhabditida; Rhabditidae.